Messenger RNA from Nematostella vectensis (starlet sea anemone), 3030 nucleotides. Its product is annotated as ubiquitin carboxyl-terminal hydrolase 22. The transcript is spliced from 15 exons. Gene Ontology annotation, biological process: protein deubiquitination. NCBI's taxonomy places the organism in Eukaryota, Metazoa, Cnidaria, Anthozoa, Actiniaria, Edwardsiidae. The record is from RefSeq and is a predicted model, not a curated record. Gene Ontology annotation, molecular function: zinc ion binding; cysteine-type deubiquitinase activity. Bases 125 to 1711 code for a protein of 528 amino acids.
CCGCACAUGUUCCUUUUGAAGGACUGUUGUUUUGGUCGAGUGUCACGAAUUCGGCUGUUCAAAGCGCAAAACCUCCCCUAAAUCCCCUAGAAAACCGCAACGGACUCCCCUAUCCGACCACAAAAUGGUCAGUUGUAUUCAUCUAAAUCGCUUCAAAAAAGCCAACGGCUUGAAAACCUACAGAAAAAUCCACACGCACUUUAUUUCAUGUAGUUCUCGUGAGGCACUAAAACGCAAGGCAUCUUCGUGUUUUUGCCACGGUUGUGGUACCUAUUCCUGCCGCUUGCAUUCCUGUUUAUCCUGCGUUUAUUUCGGAUGUUACACCGGUAGUCGACAUAUUCAACAACAUGCGCGAACCACUGGCCAUUCCUUGGCUAUUGAUCUAAACCAUGGGACUGUGUACUGUUUUAUUUGCGGUGAUUACAAAUAUGAUAAAGAUUUUGAUAACAUCAACCGGGAUCAGUACAGGAGAGCGUGGAGAAAACUUGGUAAUGGCUGCGCUAAGUUCUUGCCAUGGGAACCUACCAAGUCAGAGGUGAAACUUUUCCUGGAAAACCCAAAGAAAGUUAAAAUAACCAAGAAUUCUACUAUAGGAUUACGAGGGCUCAUCAAUCUCGGCAACACCUGUUUCAUGAAUUGCAUAGUGCAGGCACUCACCCACACACCCCUGCUACGGGACUACUUCUUGUCAGAUCAGCAUAACUGCAAAGGAGAUGCAGGCACUUGUCUUGUCUGUGAGAUGGGGCUGCUGUUUCAGGAGUUUUAUUCUGGGCAGAAAGUUCCCCACUCUCCCUUCAAGUUGUUACACCUCGUAUGGACACAUGCCCGUCACCUUGCUGGCUAUGAACAGCAGGAUGCGCAUGAGUUCUUUAUCGCAGCCUUAGACGUCCUGCAUAACUAUUGUAAAGAGGAUGCUCCAGAUAAACUUGCUGUGAAGCCAAAUAACCACAACCAGUGUAACUGUAUUAUCGAUCGCAUAUUCACAGGCGGCUUACAAUCAGAUGUCAUAUGCCAGACCUGCAACUGUGUCUCCACAACAGUCGACCCGUUCUGGGACAUAUCUCUAGACCUUGGCCAUGGUGACCACAGUGGGCGUAACAGCUCUGGAGCCUCAGCUGCAUCCACACCAGACCCCUCAGCACCAUUAGAUGAAAACACAAAUGUUCCAACUCCAGAGUUUAACCACCAUGACGAGAGCUUUGUACCGAAAUCCCUCAUAGAAUGUCUACGCAGAUUCACCCGCCCAGAGAGUCUAGGAAGUGAGUCUAAAAUCAAGUGUAACAAAUGUCAGAGCUACCAGGAAUCAACGAAACAGCUAUCCAUGAGAAAGCUUCCUAUAGUCGUCUGCUUUCACCUCAAGCGUUUUGAACACUCUAAAAAGUCAAAGAAGAUAUCAACUUAUAUCCCUUUUCCACAAGAGCUUGAUAUGGCGCCAUUUCUAUCUUCCAAACUUGGAGAAAAUGGCGACUCGAAUGGCUACGGUCAGGACACAAUGUCGUCAUGCUUGUCCUACGACAGCAAGUACUCUCUGUUUGCCGUUGUAAACCACAGCGGCACCCUAGAAGUCGGGCACUAUACAGCAUUUAUACGACAACAAAACAAUUGGUUCAAGUGUGACGACGCAUGGAUCACCAAGGCAACCAUAGAUGAUGUCUUACAGAGUGAGGGGUAUCUACUUUUCUAUCACCGAGUUGUGCUCGACUACGACUAACUUGUACUUGCCUUCAAACCUCUUCUUUCCUACACUGUCCACUAUCGCCCUCUCCUUGUGCGACUGAUGUCUUCAAUGCCAUCACUUUUAUACUACUCGUACUGUUAUUUCUUCUUUUCUUUUACCAGGAGACGCCUAGCUAUGGAUACGUCAACCACUUCCCUCCUUCUUUGCUCUUCUACUUUUUCUGCUAUAUCUCCAUAUCUCGUCUUCUUUAUCGGAAGGUGCCUAGCUGUUAAAACGUCAACCAACGCCCGCCUUUAAACCUUUUUUGUCCUGCACCGCCCACUGGCGCCCUUUCAUAGUGAGACUGAGAGCCAAGCUCACUGACAUCACUUCUCUACUAAUCUUCCGUUUUUUUCUCCUCUUCUUCCAACCGAAGGUUCCCAGCUAUGGAUACUCUUUUACUAGUACUCGGGGAAGUGUGACAAUUACUUUCCGCCUUCAAAUCACAAAUUUCCACUGCCUAAUAUGGAAUAGUUUACUCCAAGCGCACACUGGACAGUGCAGCUGGUCUACUUAUUCGCAGAAAUAGAUAACGAAACGCUCAUACUAAAGAACAGAGUGUAGAUUAAACGAUUGGACAAAAGGUAGUUAUCAACACAAUAUGGUUAAAAUGUGCAUUUGUACAUAGAAAGAAUUAUAUGUUUGUUGUUUUUGGUGUUGAGAUGUAUAGAUAUGUCGUUGCUAUGUCAUAGUAGGAAAAAUAUCUGAAUUGGAUUAGUUUUAUUACCGCUGACCAUUAUAUUUUUCGUGGUCGCUUAUUCACAUCCUCCGUGAUUUCUGUUUAAUCGAAAAAGGAUUGGAUACUAAAUUGGUAUCUAAAAUGUCUCGUUUUAGAGGCUUGCUGAUCUAUACUCUCUUUACAAAAGACCGCGAUCGAGAAAAAUCAGUAGUUCGCACGGUUACGUUAUGGAGCUACAACGUAGCUACAGUGGAACGUGGAUGUUACGAUGUUCCUCAGGAAAAAAAAAAUUACAUCGUUAAGUCGGGGUAUUAACAUUUAGUGUACUGUCCUUAGUGGCAGUCAAAUGGAUGCGAGGGGAUUGUGCAUUGUAAGGUAAAGUUUUUUACACCCUACUUUUUUCAUCAGGGAACGGAAAACAGUUUAUAUCCUAUGAUUGAGGAGGUCGUUCUAAAGAGCAUGGGAUCUAGGUUCCACUGUAAUUUUGUCCAUUUCAAAUUGUGUUUUCUCCGUUUAUAGUGUACUGGUCGAAUUGUGCGUCUUUCUCCUUUUUCCGACUUUGUUAUUUAUUGAACAACGCUUACUAUUGUCAUUUUGCAAUCCACGCAGAAAUAAAAAUUAUCUACUUCGUCAA